Messenger RNA from Trypanosoma cruzi, 582 nucleotides. Its product is annotated as 60S ribosomal protein L6, putative. The transcript has a single exon. Gene Ontology annotation, molecular function: RNA binding; structural constituent of ribosome. Gene Ontology annotation, cellular component: cytosolic large ribosomal subunit; ribosome. The coding region runs from base 1 to 582 and encodes 193 amino acids. NCBI's taxonomy places the organism in Eukaryota, Euglenozoa, Kinetoplastea, Trypanosomatida, Trypanosomatidae. Gene Ontology annotation, biological process: cytoplasmic translation; ribosomal large subunit assembly. The record is from RefSeq and is a predicted model, not a curated record.
AUGGCCCUCGCUAAGAAGAAAAGUGCCACCAGGAAGGUUGCCAAGAAAGUGAGCCGCAAGAGCCCCGAGUACACGACGCUGCGCAAGAGCUGCAAGCCCGGCACCAUCGCCAUCAUCCUUGCCGGCCGCUUCCGUGGCCGCCGCGUGGUGAUCCUGAAGCAGCUGCCCCGCAACGGUCCGCUGGUAAUCUCCGGGCCCAUGAAAUACAACGGCGUGCCGAUCCGUCGCAUCGACUCUCGCUACAUCAUUGCGACGUCGACGAAGGUGAACAUCAAAAAUGUGGACGUGAGCGGCAUCACCCCCGACAUCUUCAAGCGCCCGAAGCAGGAAAAACGCGUGAAGUCGGAGGGUGAGUUUAUGGGUGACAAGGCGAAGAAAGCGGCGGAGCAGAAGGCCAAAAAGACGGCGAAGGCGGCACCGAAGGGCAUCGUCAGUGAUGCCCGUGCGCAGCUGCAGAAGACGGUUGAUGCUGCGCUCAUUGAGGCGAUCAGGAAGGACCCGCUCGGGAAGGAAAAGGCCGGAUACCUCCACUCCGUGUUCACCAUCAAGCCGGGUGAUGCGCCCCACCGCAUGAGGUGGUAG